GUUUUUGGCGCCUAAUUCCACCGUCCGAAGCGCCGGUGUUCACUUUUGCAGAUAACGCAAUAGAGACUCAGAUAUGGAGCCUACCUAGAGUGUCUGUGCGAUUUAUGGACAAACAAUUGAAGUUAAAAAUAGAAAGACGAUAAAUUAUGAGAAAUUGGGGAUGGCAUUCUCGGUAAAUCAAUCAUGUGACGGAUUUUCAAAUACAACAGCAAAAAAGAGGAGGAAAGGGAGAAGAAAAAAGAGUAGGGCUCUGAGUUGUGAUAAUAAUGUUUCUACAGAAGCAAAAAUCAGUAAUGAUGAUAUGCAGGAUGUAUGUGUAUAUAUGGAGCAUAAUAAUAAGAGGAAAAAGAGGAGGAAAGCGAGAAGAAAAAGGAAUACGGCUCUGAGUUGUGAUAAAUAUGUUUCUACUGAAGCAAAAACCAGUAAUGAUAAUAUGCAGGAUGUAUGUAUCGAUGGUAUCAGUAAUGAUGUUAUGCUGGUUCUGGAGCAGAAUAAUAAAGGAAUAAAGAGGAGAAAAUUGAAAAGGAAGAAGCAGAGAGAGAAUUAUUGUGACAUUAAAGGUCCUGAAGAGGAAGUUAAGAUGGCAAGGUGUUCUCCAUAUUUCAAGAAAGUGCCUGACUGUGAGGAGAAUGGAAGUAGUAAAUCUGUUGAAGCUAUUAAUUCUGAUUUAUGUGUGAAGCCUAUCAAGGCUGAGUGCGUGGAGGUUACUUUGGAAAUGCAUCAGAAGAGUAACAAAAGGAAGAAAAAGAGAAAUGCUAAACGUGGUAUCGCUGAUACGAGAGCAGGAAAUGGACUUGGUUCUACUUAUGAAACAGAUGCAAAUCCAGAUAAGAGGGAAAUGGGUGUGAACCCCGUCCUGAAUGGUCCUCCUAAUACCAAGUGGGAAAUGACAGGCAAAGAUAUUAAUGAAAAGGAUAUUAAACAAUCUGGUGAUUUAGAUGAGGGAUGUACUACUGUUGCUUCGUUGCCGGUAACGCGUGGUGAUAAUGUUGUAGCUACUAGUAUUGAUGAUCUCUUUUCACAGUUUGCAUACAAAAGUGGAAACUUUAGUUCUGUUAAAAGAAGAACUGAAGAUGACAAAGAAUGCCAUUGGGUCACACGUUUGUAGUCCUUUCUCUCAUAGGAUGAAAACAAUCCAAAAGGCUUCGAUAUCUGGCUCUAUGACUGGAUCUGAGAGUCCUUGGGAAAGAAGGUAGCAGACCCUGCAUAUCUCAGAAUCUGAUGGAUGAAACAAUAAUUGAGACAAAAAGAGUUUGUGUUUCAAAUUGUGACAAGGUAAAUGAUGAAUGCGUUGAACAGAAAGUACGAGUUGUUUCCCCCUACUUCGUGAGCUCAGAGAACGUAGAAACUGAAAUGAAGAAAGGAAGGUCCCUAAAACGUGUGACGAAAAGAAAUGGAAAAUGUAACAAAAAGUCAGAAGCCAAAGUUCGAGUUAUUUCCCCUUACUUUGUUAACUCAGAAGUGGGAGAAGAAAUAAAGGCAGGGAAGGAUAGACCAAAUUCGCCUUCAAAGAGCUGCAUCACUGGAAAAAAGGUUUCUCCCUACUUUCUUAAUGCACAUCGUGAAAAAGAGAAUGCAGUGAUCAGCAUGGUAGGAGGUGGAACUGUCUCAAAAAACCCGAAACCUUGUCUCUUGGAGAAUGGAGAAACCGAAAUGAAGAAAGGAAGGACUCUAAAGUGUGUGAGGAAAAAAGAUGAAAAAACUGACAAAAAAUCACGAGCCAAAGUUCGAGUGGUUUCCCCUUACUUUGCUAACUCAGAAGUAGGAGAAGAAAUAAAGGUAGGGAAGGAUAGACCAAAGUCGCCCUCAAAGAAGUGCGUCACUGGGAGAAAGUUUUCUCCCUACUUCCAUAAUGCACAUUGUGAAAAAGAGAAUGCAGUGAUCAGCACGAUAGGAGGUGGAACAGACUCAAAAAAGCGGAAAAAUUAUCUCUCUGCUGCCCAGAAGAGAGACAAGGCUUAUUUCAGGAGGACUGAAGCUAACACAUGGAUACCUCCCCGAUCCCAUUUUAGUCUGCUGCAAGAAGACCAUGCUCAUGAUCCUUGGAGGGUGUUGUUUAUCUGUAUGCUUCUAAAUUGCACCACUGGCUUGCAGGUUCGCAGAGUCCUAUCAGAGUUUUUCACACUCUGUCCAAAUGCAGCGGCUGCUACAGAGGUUGCUCCGGAGGAUAUUGAAAAGUUGAUACGACCUUUAGGAAUACAUAGAAAGAGAGCACGGAUGAUUCAAAAUCUCUCUAAAGAAUAUCUGGGAGAAAGUUGGACUCAUGUGACACAACUACAUGGUAUUGGCAAGUAUGCAGCUGAUGCAUAUGCAAUAUUUUGUACGGGCAAGUGGCAUCAAGUACAUCCAGAUGAUCAUAUGCUAAACAAAUACUGGGAAUCCCUCCAUGAACUUUAAGAUAUGGUUCCUUCUCAAGGUAUUCAUGGACUAUAAGUUAAUAGCAAAAAGCUCGAUGCAUAGUGUUAUGGACAAUAGGUCUCAGUAGUAGGUGGCACAUUUUGGGGGUCAGUUACAUCUUUUGAAUUUUUACUACUAUAUUGGAUGGCAAAGGGUGGGGCAGGGGCAUUGUGGAGAUUCUAAUUUUUUAGCUGUUGUACUAUGCAAUUUUUGGGACUUUGUUUUGAAGUGACAAAAAAAACCAUCCGACAUUCUAUAGAAUUACUUUCUUGUGAUUUUUUCUUUCUCUUUCUUUGUUACGUCUAACCAAAUCUUCAGUAUGAA
This is a messenger RNA of Nicotiana tabacum (common tobacco), 2721 nucleotides long. The record is from RefSeq and is a predicted model, not a curated record. NCBI's taxonomy places the organism in Eukaryota, Viridiplantae, Streptophyta, Magnoliopsida, Solanales, Solanaceae.